Hemicordylus capensis (graceful crag lizard) is the source of this 1415-nucleotide messenger RNA. Its product is annotated as zinc finger and SCAN domain-containing protein 31-like. NCBI's taxonomy places the organism in Eukaryota, Metazoa, Chordata, Lepidosauria, Squamata, Cordylidae. The coding region runs from base 676 to 1263 and encodes 195 amino acids. The record is from RefSeq and is a predicted model, not a curated record. The transcript has 3 exons.
CAGCUGAGCAAGUGACUGGGGAGGGAGGAAGAGAAGGGGGGGGAAGAGAAGGGGGGGGAGAGAGCCUCCCGCCCCACAUUGCAUCCCAUGGGGAGGUGGUCUGUGUGGCUGAUCCAGCUGGGGUCCCUCCAAAGCCAACACAAGCUUCCCCCCCCCCCCGCCACACACACCUCUAUGCAAAACAUGGAGGGCCCUGGGAUUUGGGGAGACUGAAGCCAGUUUUCAGUCAAUUUAUGCAGGUUUUUCAGUGCCCUGGGAGAGACAAAUGGCUGCUGAAGGGAGGGGAGGAGAUCUGGCUGGGGUGCUUGCUGGAGGGAAGAGGGCGAGGAAAAGACAGCUGUUAUGGGCAGGGGUGGGAGCCCAAGGCAAGGCUUUCAAUGGGAGCAUUGUGUGAUCCUCAUCCUGAGGGGACUUGCAAGUGAAGGAACCGCCCUCCAGUCUCUAGUUGCUCUUUGAAUGUUUGCCUCAUUUCCUAUAGGAGAGAAGUUUCUUUUACUGCCUGGAAUCCCCUUUCUCUGAAAAGCCUCUCCCUGACUUGAGUGUACAAUACUUUGGUCACAAAACCAUGUGUUGGCAUUGCAGAAUGCAGUGGUCCCAGCAAUUAUAGCAGUUCCUGCUGCAAAGAUGAAGAGUCCUUGCCUUGUUAGAGGUGGUUUUUAGAGCCCAGAACGGGAGAUGGGAAUGCAAGCCUCAGAUGUCCCAGAUGCCAUCACAGCGGGGAGCAGUGAGGAAUUCCAGGAAAAGACUCUGCAGAAGAAUCUGGAUGAGGGCAUGCUCAGUUCAGAUGUCCAGAGCCAGCACUUCAGACAGUUCCAGUACCAGGAGGCUAAAGGACCCCGAGAGGUCUGCAACCAAGUCCACAAGCUUUGCUAUCAGUGGCUCAAACCAGAGCGACACACAAAAAACCAGAUGUUGGAUCUGCUGGUCCUGGAGCGAUUCCUGACAGGCCUUCCUCCAGAGUUGGAGAGCUGGGUCAGAGAAUGUGGGCCAGAGACCAGUUCGCAGGCGGUGGCCCUGGCAGAAGGCUUCCUCCUGAGCCAGGAAGAGGACAAGAAGCAGGAAGAGCAGCAGGUGCAGGGGAGGUUAUCAGAAGUUACCACUGAUUUUUCUGAAGUAGGGAAGGUUCUAUCAGACCCCAGACAGAAGCUGCUGUACAGGGGGAUCUCUCAGGAGGCCAACAGAGAUACCACCUCACUGGGAGGGGUGGGGAGAUUUCACCAUCCAGCCCUGUCAGAAGCCCUUCUCAGCUGCCUCCCGGGCUAAAAACAACAAGCACAGACCACACUGAGCAGCCACUGCUUCCCGUCUCCGCCCAGUCACUCCCUUCUUCCCCCCUCUCCUUUUCUCUUCACAAACAUCCCAACCGAACUGAACGUGUCUGAAUUUGAUGCUACAAUACAAAGCUUGCAAGUUAA